CUCAGUUUAUUCCUAAUUUUCUGAAUGUUGCGGUUGCUUUGCUUUACUCCUUAGCAGCAGAUCUGAUUUUUGAUUUUGAAGGACGAGAGAGUUUUGCGGAUUGUAUUAAACCAUAUCUUUUUGCGAUAAUACUCCUAGUCCGGUGCGUAAAUCCAUCCAUAUUCUCAUUAUCCCUUCUAUUAACACGGAUGUCCAGCUUCAAGGAGAGGAUAUGUAUCAGGGUAUAAUGACAACCAACCACGGACCCCCUUCCUAUGAGGCCGGAUUUCUGCACAACGCCUCGGCGGGUACCUCUCCGGUUUAUGUGCCCACCACCCGGGUCGUCACCCCUAUGAUCCCGGCGCUGCCUUACCUCCAGACGCCCGGUGCGUCGCAGCAGAGCAGCCCCGUGUCGAGCCACCCUGCCUGGGCGCAGCCGUGCCCCGACUCGGUGCCCUCGUACAACCACUCUCCUGUUUCUCCGCGCUUUGCUUUCUCCACCAGCCCGCCUCUGUCCUCCGGGGUGGCCUCGGCCAGGGAGACUGCAGCUUCAUACAGCAGCCCGCUAAACAUCUCUGCCAACGGGAGGGAGCACUACGGCGCCCGGAGCCUCAGCGGGUCGUAUCACAGCCCCUACCCGGCCUACAUGAGCCCGAACGUGGGUGGAACGUGGCCGGCGUCCCCCUUUGAUAACCCGGUCCUCCACGGUCUACAAACCGGCGCUCCUCAUUGCACAACACGGCACCCAAACAUAGACCUGUUCGAUGACUUUGCUGAGGGGCGAGAGUGUGUGAACUGCGGGGCGAUGUCGACCCCCCUCUGGAGGCGGGAUGGUACCGGCCACUACCUGUGCAAUGCCUGCGGACUGUACCACAAGAUGAACGGCAUCAACAGACCUCUUAUCAAACCUCAGAGACGGCUGUCUGCCUCGAGGAGGGUGGGCCUGUCCUGCACCAACUGUCACACCACCACCACCACCCUGUGGCGACGAAACGGAGGAGAGCCGGUCUGCAACGCCUGUGGCCUCUACAUGAAACUCCAUGGGGUAGCACGACCCCUGGCUAUGAAGAAAGAGGGGAUCCAGACCCGCAAACGAAAACCCAAGAACCUCAACAAGCCCCAAAGUGGGACCCCAGGGAGCGACGGGACUCCAGUCACGCCAAGCAGCACUCCCCGGGCCUCCACCACCACUGAGGAGCCUCGGCAGAUAAAGACGGAGCCGGACACUCACAGCUUGUACACACACCACAGCGCACAUGCACAGAUUUCAGCCCUGCCAGCUUACAUGACAGCUCAAGGUGGGGCCAUUCCUCUCAAGAUGUCCCCUGGGGGCCACGGUGGGUCUUCUGGCUCCAAAGCUGAGCCCUGGAACAACCUAAUCCUGGCCUAGAAGACCUACCACCCAGCAUCUCAAACCAAUUUAUCUACAGUGAUUAAACUCUCCUGAGAGACAGACGUCUGCAGAAAGCAGACUGAUGCUCUGGAUGCAGAUGUUGCUGCAGCCUACGCUCUGGGACUAACAUGUGGACGCCACAAAAGAAAUGGAGAUCUUAAACAGAACUGCACAGAUAUUUGCGGUCACUCAAAGCGAUCAAGGGACUGAAUGGAGUUUGUUAAAGAGCAGCACUGUGACAACAAUUGAAAAACUUUUUUUUGUCUUUACCAUGCCAGUGCAGUUGCGUUAUGUGACAGAUACUAUAACAUAAACCUGUAACAAAUAAUGGUCAGACUUUAUCUCCUUGAGUUAUUUUUAUUUCAAUAUAUUUCUCUUAAUUUUCAUGUUAUUACGGACAUUUCGGCAUAAAAUGAUGGACACACAAACCAUGUAAAGAAUCACAACAGUAUGUCAGAAGUAGCACCGUGGAGGAGUUGUUUCAAGUGUAUUUAAAGGGUCAGUUCACAAUAAGAAAAAGGAUGUCAAUUAAUUGAGCAUCACACACAAACAUUCAUCUUGGCUGUAAUAUGGCGGCUCAGUCACAGCAGCAAUAACUCAAAACUUUAGUAAAUAAAACUAUCUGCAAAGCAAAAUCAGUGUGAAUGGAAUAUGUAUGUGAUUUGUAAAUAAUUCUACAAAGAGAAGCUAUUCAGGCGCAUUAAACUUACUGUAACGAAGAGAGGAUCGCUCCAGACAUCCAUCACUCCUCAACACCAGAGAUAUGACUUUGUUUCUCCAUCAGAUGCCUGAACUGUGUGUCUUUUGAUUUAAAGUGUAACUACAUGUCAGUAUUGACACCUCUAUGAAAAAAAAACAUGAUAAACUACCUAUGGCACAAGUAAGUUGCACGUUAUGAGUGUGGCUGGAAGUGAAGGCACACAGCUCCCUCUGCUGACACAAGUGCAGAUGUGCAUCCAUAAGAAAACGUAUUUAAUACCUUUAAAAAAUAAAAAAUAAAUACAAAUCCUGAUAGUACUUAUUAUUUAAAUGCACAACCCCAAAACAUACAAUCGUAUGAUCAUCAUCUGCUAGAUGAAGUUAGUUUGAUAGACUUUAUGAUUGUGUAUUGUAUCAAGACUGUACAGAUUAUUAACAAUACUUAAUGCUUUAAUUUGCUUGUGACAAGCAUAUGUAAAUGUGAGAUAUCGCCACAUGUAAUUACCAACAAAUAUAUGAGCAUAUACGUAAAAACUCCACUCCAGUGUAAUUGUAAUACACCGUUUGUGAUAUAUUGUAAGUAAAGACACAGUGUGAGAGAGACAUGUGCACUAACACUACCUGAUGCCCUUCCUCUGUGUGCAACUGUAGCUCUACUGAGGAAACUAAUAAAGACAAAGCAUUUUGACAUCAUGCAAA
Cottoperca gobio is the source of this 2770-nucleotide messenger RNA. RefSeq names its product GATA binding protein 4 (gene gata4). Lineage: Eukaryota; Metazoa; Chordata; Actinopteri; Perciformes; Bovichtidae. The record is from RefSeq and is a predicted model, not a curated record. Gene Ontology annotation, cellular component: nucleus. Gene Ontology annotation, molecular function: RNA polymerase II cis-regulatory region sequence-specific DNA binding; DNA-binding transcription factor activity, RNA polymerase II-specific; zinc ion binding. Gene Ontology annotation, biological process: negative regulation of transcription by RNA polymerase II; positive regulation of transcription by RNA polymerase II; cell fate commitment.